Messenger RNA from Linnemannia hyalina, 1734 nucleotides. The record is from the annotation of a GenBank genome assembly. Lineage: Eukaryota; Fungi; Mortierellomycota; Mortierellomycetes; Mortierellales; Mortierellaceae.
AUGACUGAUGUACCAGAGAUCCUCGCCGCCAUCGGAUUGCUCCUCGACAUCGACUCCCUCCUCGCCUGCAUCACCGUCUGCCGUCAAUGGAGCGCGGUCUUCUCCCCUUGUAUCUGGCACAACUUUGACAUCACCCGCAAGCUCUGGCGUCACGUCCUCGACCCCCCGGGUAUCUCCAAACCCGGCGAGGCGGACAACUAUAUCGAACGACAGGAACGACUCACGGCUUUAAUGAAGAAGCACAACCAGCAUAUCCGCCACUUGACGGUCAAGGAUAAGAUGGUCCUUAUUGCUGCACUCGAGGCGCCCCUGACUGGACUUCAUUCGUUGACGCUCGAGUUGGAGAUCUGGGAACUGGAUGCGGAUGAUGAGGAGAGUGAUGUUAAUAAGAGUAAUACUUGGAUCUCGAUGAUGUUGGCGGCGAUUGCGGAGACGAGCCCGUUGGAGUGUUUGGUGCCGGAGUCGGCGUUUGCGGAGGAUACGGAGGGGAAUCGGGCGACACUAGAUUGGACUAGGGCAUGUUGGUUGGUGGUGGUUAUGAACUCUGCCUUGCGUCGACUCACAUAUGGCGGUUAUAGCAGUCUUCGCUACGUCAACUCCCUCGCGACCCAAUCUCCGGUGGAAGAUGGGACAGAGGGCGGAUCCCCGGCUGCGAGGGUGAUGGAGGAUUCAAAAAUACCGGUUCUUACGUCCGUGAGCGAGUCGUUUCUGGUCGACAUACUAUCAAGACUGUCGAGGCUGAGACAUUUAGAACUCGGGAUGAACGCCGACAGCUUUAUCUUCCAAAACCUCGCCACACUUUUACCUAACCUGGAUUCGUUCGUUCAUGUGGACCGCGCGUUCAUCCACGCAGGAGCGGUUCAGCUGGCUUCUCCGCAUCAGGCACUUCGGAUUCUGGACUUUCAGCAGGUGUCGAUGACAGCCAGCCAACUCCGGGCCAUAGUCGUCGCCUUUCCGGUCUUGCAUCGCUUAGCAAUCACCCAAGCUCGAAGCAGAAUCUACGACGUCAACUACGACAAGUACAACAUCCUCACCAGCUCCACCUCCUUCCAAGCAGAGGAUGUUCUUGAGCACUCUUCUCUGACAAGUCUCUCCAUUCGACACCAACCCCACAUCAACUUUCUGCGCUCUCGAACCAGGUUCCCCAGGAUUACAGGAAUUGACCGAUCUGUGCCUAUCAAGAACGCCUAUGAACUACGACAGCUUCUGUGGGCUUUUCCUGCGUUGGAGAGUUUCGACUCUGAGUACGAGCUUGGCGAACGAGUCCCCCUCAGAGCAGAUGAGAUCGUUCAUGAGGACAGAGAGUACCAUAUCCGCAGCCUGAACAUCAACACCAGUUCCUUCUCAACCUGUGACCUCGACUCUUGUAUCGCCCAGAUGCCGUUCCUUGUGCUGUUGGAGAUCAGUGGAGGGUUCCUUGACGGGCGCAUGUUGACCGAGUUGGCAAGGACGUGCGUGUACCUAGUGUAUGCGCGGUUCGAUCUGCAGGAAGAGUGCUCACAAGAACUGAACGCGCUUUUUGUGGGAUGCUCCGAGUUGAGGGAAUGUCUUGGCAAAGGGCACAUGAUUUUGGCGGAGGAUAUUAUGAAUGGGCCCGAAUGGACUUGCUCCGGGCUCGAUAAGUUGGAUAUGAAGGUUGGUGGUGUUCCUCGGUUAAGUGUGGAACAGAUGUAUGUGUUGGACAAGAUGGCUGAGAGGCCCCCGGAGACUGAUGUGGAGCGAGAAGUUGUGUAG